This is a messenger RNA of Cantharellus anzutake, 1236 nucleotides long. RefSeq lists its product as uncharacterized. The coding region runs from base 1 to 1236 and encodes 411 amino acids. Gene Ontology annotation, cellular component: membrane. The record is from RefSeq and is a predicted model, not a curated record. The transcript has 13 exons. Gene Ontology annotation, biological process: phospholipid biosynthetic process. NCBI's taxonomy places the organism in Eukaryota, Fungi, Basidiomycota, Agaricomycetes, Cantharellales, Hydnaceae. Gene Ontology annotation, molecular function: phosphotransferase activity, for other substituted phosphate groups.
AUGGGCGUCAUUAUUCCUGAUCUCGCUCUGGAGAACCUCCAUAUGUACAAAUAUUCCGGGGUAGACAAUGGUUCCUUUGAGAUGUGUUAUUGCUGGUGCAGAUCCAUUCUGGGCAGAUUAUGUCUAAACAAGUUUUGGACGAAGAUUGCGAUGUUAUUCCCAAGAUUUAUUGCUCCGAACACUAUUACCCUUGCUGGACUGUUCCUUGUUGCGGUAAAUUUUGCAACCUUGAUACAUUAUGAUUACCAGUAUCUUGGUGAAACGGGGCGCGCACCCGGUCCACCUCAAUGGAUAUAUUUUACCUGGGCUGCAGGUCUUUUCAUAUAUCAAACCUUAGAUGCAUGUGAUGGGCAGGCUCGCAAAACUGGCAUGGCUGGGCCCCUCGGUGAACUGUUCGAUCAUGGGUGCGACGCACUAAACACUAUCCUGGAAGUUAUCAUGUGCUUAAGAGCACUGGACCUGACGCGGUCUUGGUGGACGGUUGCUUCGGUGACAGCGACGGUGGCGAAUUUCUACCUUACCACUUGGGAGGAAUUUCAUACCGGUUUGUUCGAUGACAUUACCAAAGGAAUUCUGCAUUUUAAUGGAGGUUGCCCCUUUGACAACUGGUUUGCAAGUGCGAUGGGCCUCUCUCCAUCGAUUCGACAAAUCCCAUUGAAGAUAGCUUUCAUGAUCUUCUCCGCCUUUGGUUUGGGGUUCAACAUUAUUAUCAGCUAUCGGAACGUGUAUAAAUCUUUAAAGCGGGGGAAUUCCGGUCUGAUGCCCAUCCUCCGUCUCCUGCCUUUUGCAUCAGUCCCGCUUGUGGGGAGUCCUGGGAAGUCAAUAGUACGUUCAGGCUACAUGAUGCCAUACCUUUGUGUAUGGGGUCUCGAAUUCGCACACCUAGUGAAUGGUCUGACAUUUGCUAUAGGUGGGAAAGUUAUCACGGCGCAUAUUACGAAGACAUCCUUCCCCUUUUGGAAUUGGGACUGGUUAUGGAUAGCCAUAAUCGCCACCGACGGGCACGCCCAGAAGCUUUUAGGGCGUUCCCCAAUUCUUGCAUCGAGUUCCAUCGGCCAGGCGGCUGUUGUCUUCUUUUCCUUGGGAAUCCUGCUGUUCUCCUAUGGGCGAUAUUGUACGUUGGUUAUUCAAGAUAUCACAAAUUAUUUAGGGAUUGCUUGUUUCACUGUCAGGAAAAAAAGUGCGCGUGGGGAAUGGAAGGCCAUCUGGGAGUUAGAGGCAGAAAAGUUCCAAUAA